Molecule: messenger RNA, 319 nt
Organism: Paramuricea clavata
Lineage: Eukaryota; Metazoa; Cnidaria; Anthozoa; Malacalcyonacea; Plexauridae
Source: the annotation of a GenBank genome assembly
AUGGAAGUUAAUGACACUGCCAACAAAACAGAGUCAGGUAGCCCUCGUAGCGAUGAUGUAGAACCAGCUGGUGUGGCACAACUACCACAGAAAAGAAAAAUAAUCAGAGAUCCUGCCAAACAUGCAGCAAAUAUUACCAGAGCUACAUUACAGCAACUUAAAGAACUCACUUACCUAAGCCAAGACACAGACGUCUUGAAUGAUGUGACGAAAGAGCUCCAGAUUCUGGUUACCAAGUUAUGUGCCUCAGUUCCAAAGAGCUGUGAAGGAAUAUACUUUUGUGCAUCUCCUAAAAUGAAACAAAAGUUAAAGCAUAUUG